UCUAAUGCUGCCUUUAUUCCCAGAAGACAUGAUUGUAUACAUGGAAAACCCUAAGUCAUCUAAAGUAAAGCUACUACAAUUAAUAAGUAUGCAAAGUCACUAGAUAAAAGGAUCCAUACACAAAAUUUAGUUGUGUUUCCAUGUACCGGCAACGACUAAUCAAACGUGUAAGGAGUCCCGGUGAGCUUUGUGCGCAUGUGCGGGAGGUACGGGGGGCUUGGGGGGGCCUCGCCUGAGAGAGUGAGCUGAGAAAAUGGAGAUACAGUGUAUUACAAAAGGUGCCUUGUCCCUUGUCCAAGGACACAGAGCUGGUGGGAGGCAGAGCUGGAAUUUGCUCCAGAGCCUUAGUGCUGUAGGGCAGCUGCGGGAGGAGCUGCGAGACAGAGGUACAGAGGCUGCGGGGGCGGGGGCGCCCAGGGACGGGCAGAGCCGGGACUUGACUCCGUGGGACCCCAGGAGGGGGACGCUCUUUUCUCACCGCCCGAGUGAGUGCCGCCCCUCACUGAGACCUCUUCGCUCCCUCGGCCAUGCGGGGCAGGCCCGCCAUCCGGGAGGCCCAAUGGAGGUGACGAUGCCCGUGAAGCAGGAGGCCGAGGGCCUGGCGCCUGGCCGCCAGGGAGACCGCUUCCGGCGCUUCCGGCGCUUCCGCCUGGGCGACGCACCGCGGCCGCACUACACGCCGGGGCUGCUCUGCGCCCUGUGCCGGGACUGGCUGCGGCUCGAGGUGUGCGCGGAGGAGCAGAAGCUGGAGCUGCGGGUGCUGGAGCAGUUCCUGAGCGCGCUUCCCGCUGACACGCAGGCCUGGGUGUGCAGCCGGCAGCCGCAGCGCGGGAAGGAGGCGGUGGCCCUGCUGGAGGAGCUCUAGGUUCAAGUGAUCCUCCAACCUCUCCCCACCAAAAUGCUGAAAUUUGAGAUUUCAGAUCUGAGCUACCUUGCUUGGCCCAGAACAAUUUCGAAAAACGUAAGUAUCAACAUUGGAGGAAUUACAUAACCUGACUUCAAGACACUGUAAAACUGUAGUAUGAUAUUGUGAUAUUGGUGAAAGUAUAGAAUUACAGGCUGGGUGUGGUGGCUCAUGCCUGUAAUCCCAGCACUUUGGGAGGCCUAGGCAGGCAGAUCACGAGGUCGGGAGUU
Messenger RNA from Sapajus apella (tufted capuchin), 1134 nucleotides. Its product is annotated as zinc finger and SCAN domain-containing protein 21-like. Bases 254 to 865 code for a protein of 203 amino acids. The transcript has 2 exons. The record is from RefSeq and is a predicted model, not a curated record. Lineage: Eukaryota; Metazoa; Chordata; Mammalia; Primates; Cebidae.